CGCCGCGAGGCGGGGGAGGGGGCGCCCGCGCCGCCAUCUUCGCUCCCGCCGGCCGGCCCCGCGGCGCGCAGCCACCAUGAGCACCGCCGCCUUCCACAUCUCCAGCCUCCUGGAGAAGAUGACGUCCAGCGACAAGGACUUCAGGUUCAUGGCCACCAGUGACCUGAUGUCAGAGCUGCAGAAGGACUCCAUCCAGCUGGACGAGGACAGCGAGCGCAAGGUGGUGAAGAUGCUGCUCAGACUCCUAGAGGACAAGAACGGCGAGGUGCAGAACUUGGCCGUCAAGUGCCUGGGUCCUCUGGUGGGCAAAGUGAAGGAGUACCAGGUGGAGACCAUCGUGGAUGCCCUCUGUGCCAACAUGCAGUCGGAUAAGGAGCAGCUCCGAGACAUUGCUGGCAUCGGCCUCAAGACUGUUCUGUCGGAGCUCCCCCCUGCAGCCACAGGCUCUGGCCUGGCUACCACCGUGUGCCGGAAGAUCACCGGCCAGCUUACCAGUGCCAUUGCCCAGCAAGAGGAUGUGGCUGUGCAGUUGGAAGCCCUGGACAUCCUCUCUGACAUGCUGAGCAGGCUGGGCGCCCCUCUGGGUGCCUUCCAUGCCAGCCUCCUGCACUGUCUGCUGCCGCAGCUGAGCAGCCCACGCCUGGCCGUGCGCAAGCGGGCAGUCGGGGCCCUCGGCCACCUGGCGGCCGCCUGCAGCACCGACCUCUUCGUGGAGCUCGCCGACCACCUGCUGGAUCGGCUGCCCGGCCCGAAGGCGCCCGCCAGCCCCGCCGCCAUCCGCACUCUGAUCCAGUGUUUGGGUAGCGUCGGCCGGCAGGCAGGCCACCGGCUCGGGGCCCACCUGGACCGCCUGGUGCCCCUGGUGGAGGAAUUCUGCAACCUGGAUGACGAUGAGCUCCGGGAGUCCUGCUUCCAGGCCUUCGAGGCCUUCCUGAGGAAGUGCCCCAAGGAGAUGGGUCCUCAUGUGCCCAAUGUGACCAGCCUCUGCCUCCAGUACAUGAAGCAUGACCCCAACUAUAACUACGACAGUGACGAGGACGAAGAGCAGAUGGAGACAGAAGAUAAUGAAUUCAGUGAGCAAGAGAGUGAGGACGAGUACAGUGACGACGAUGACAUGAGCUGGAAGGUGCGCCGGGCGGCGGCCAAGUGCAUGGCGGCCUUGAUCGGCUCCCGGCCCGACCUGCUGCCUGACUUCCACCACACCCUGGCGCCUGCCCUCAUCCACCGCUUCAAGGAACGUGAGGAGAAUGUCAAGGCUGACGUAUUCGGGGCUUACGUUGUGCUGCUGCGGCAGACGCGGCCCCCGAGGGGGUGGCUGGAGGCCAUGGAGGAGCCCACCCAAACAGGCAGCAGCCUCCAGAUGCUGCGUGGCCAGGUGCCCCUUGUGAUCAAGGCCCUGCAGCGGCAGCUCAAGGACCGGAGCGCCCGGGCCCGCCAGGGUUGCUUCAGCCUCCUCACCGAGCUGGCAGGCGUCCUCCCUGGCAGCCUGGCAGAGCACAUGCCCGUGCUGGUAGCAGGCAUCGUCUUCUCUCUGGCCGACCGUUCCAGCUCCUCCACCAUCCGGAUGGACGCCCUGGCCUUCCUGCAGGGGCUGCUGGGCACAGAGCCGGCCGAGGCCUUCCACUCACACCUGCCCACUCUCCUGCCGCCUGUGAUGGCCUGUGUGGCCGACCCUUUCUACAAGAUCGCAGCGGAGGCCCUGCUAGUGCUCCAGGAGCUGGUGCGGGCCCUGUGGCCCAUGGACAGGCCUCAGACGCUGGACCCCGAGCCGUAUGUUGGAGAGAUAUCUGCGGCCACCCUAGCACGACUCCGCGCCACCGACCUGGACCAGGAGGUGAAGGAGCGUGCCAUUGCCUGCAUGGGCCACCUUGUGGCCUGCCUGGGUGACCGGCUUGGGGAUGACCUACAGCCAUCGCUCCUGCUCCUUCUGGACCGCCUGCGGAAUGAGAUCACCCGGCUGCCUGCCGUCAAGGCACUGACGCUGGUGGCCUCGUCCCCGUUGCGGCUUGACCUGCAGCCCAUCGUGGCCGAGGCUCUGCCCAUUCUGGCCUCGUUCCUGCGGAAGAGCCAGCGGGCGCUGCGGCUGGCCGCGCUGGCCGCCCUGGCUGCUCUGACCCAGAGCCAGGGACCCAGCCUCCCUCCACGCGCUGUGCAGGCCGUGCUGGCUGAGCUGCCUGCCCUGGUCAGUGAGAGCGACAUGCACGUGGCUCAGCUGGCUGUGGACUUCCUGGCCUCGGUGACCCAGGCCCAGCCGGCCUCGCUGGCCCAGGUCAGCGGCCCCGUGCUCUCAGAGCUGCUGCGGUUGCUGCGCUCACCCCUGUUGCCGUCGAGUGUGCUGGCAGCUGCUGAAGGCUUCCUGCAAGCGCUGGUGGGGACGCGGCCCCCUUGCGUGGGCUAUGAGGAGCUCAUCAGCAUGCUCACGGCGCCUGUGUACAGACAGGCCGCGGAUGGCGGGCCAGGCCUGCACAAGCAGGUGUUCCACUCCCUCGCUCGGUGUGUGGCAGCCCUCGCGGCCGCCUGUCCCCAGGAGGCGGCGGGCACGGCCAACCGCCUGGUCUGCGAUGCCAGGUCACCCCACUCGAGCACAGGGGUCAAGGUCCUGGCAUUCCUGUCACUGGCUGAGGUGGGGCAGGUGGCCGGGCCAGGCCCCCAGCGGGAGCUGAAGGCAGUGCUCCUGGAAGCCUUGGGGUCAUCCAGUGAGGAUGUGAGGGCGGCUGCCUCCUAUGCGCUGGGCCGCGUGGGCGCCGGGAACCUGCCCGACUUCUUGCCCUUCCUGCUGGGGCAGAUCGAGGCUGAGCCCCGGCGGCAGUACCUGCUGCUGCACUCGCUCAGGGAGGCCCUGGGGGCCGCCCAGCCCGACAGCCUGAAGCCCUACGCCGAGGACAUCUGGACCCUGCUGUUCCAGUGCUGUGAGGGCGCCGAGGAGGGCACCCGGGGGGUGGUGGCCGAGUGCAUCGGCAAGCUGGUCCUCGUGAACCCUCCAUUCUUUCUGCCCCGGUUCCAGAAGCAGCUUGCUGCAGGUCGGCCACACACACGGAGCACGGUCAUCACAGCGGUCAAGUUCCUCAUCUCUGACCAGCCCCAUCCCAUCGACCCCCUCCUGAAGAGCUUCAUCGGAGAGUUCAUGGAGAGCCUACAGGAUCCAGACCUGAAUGUGCGCCGGGCCACCCUGGCUUUCUUCAACUCAGCUGUGCACAACAAGCCCUCACUGGUCCGGGACCUGCUGGGUGACAUUCUGCCCCUCCUCUACCAGGAGACAAAGGUCCGCAGGGACCUCAUCCGAGAGGUGGAAAUGGGGCCCUUUAAGCACACAGUGGACGACGGGCUGGACGUGCGGAAGGCGGCCUUUGAGUGCAUGUACUCGCUCCUUGAGAGCUGCCUGGGCCAGCUGGACAUCUGCGAGUUCCUGAACCACGUGGAGGAUGGCCUGAAGGACCACUACGAUAUCCGGAUGCUGACCUUCAUCAUGCUUGCACGACUGGCUACCCUGUGUCCCGCACCCGUUCUACAGAGGGUGGAUCGGCUCAUUGAGCCACUCAGGGCCACCUGCACCGCCAAGGUCAAAGCUGGUUCCGUGAAGCAGGAAUUUGAGAAGCAAGAUGAGCUGAAACGCUCCGCCAUGAGGGCCGUGGCCGCCCUGCUGACCAUCCCGGAAGUAGGGAAAUGUCCCAUCAUGGCUGACUUCUCUUCCCAAAUCCGAUCCAACCCCGAACUUGCUGCCCUCUUUGAAAGCAUCCAGAAGGAUCCUGCUUCAGCCCCCAGCACAGACUCGAUGGAGCUCAGCUAGUGCUUCCCCAGCCCCCAGGUGGGCCCUUACUCAAGAGAAGGGGGCCUACCCAAGCCUGAGGCCUCACCGUCCCCCUGCUGGCCACAGGCCUCUGCUUUUGCCCUUUCUUCAUCUCACUAGUGGGCCCUCCUGCUCCUGGUCGGGGCUUACAGUGCCUUCUCCAGGGACCCCAACUCGAGGCCCCCAGCAGGAGCUGCAAGGCUGCCAACAGUUGGGCCCUGUAACUCAGGACAGUCAUUCAAAGCAACAGGGCACGGACGUUUUCCAAGCCCUUUGGCACAAAUAUGGAUGUGUGACUUCACACUGGGCAGUCUAUACCUUCAAACUGUGAGUCCCUGCCUCACAGAGGACUAAGUGGUGUUUAGAAACACUCUUGUGCUCACAGCUGUGAAAGGUUAGGAGGCAGCCGGCUGGCCUUCCUUCCCACCAGUGUCUCGGACUUGUCACUCACACCUCUCCCGUGUUUCACUUCACUUGAUCUGAUAGGCCAAAAAUUAGUGCUUUGGCUGGGCAUCUGAAAAAUGCAAGCAACUUCUCUGAGCUUCUUGCCCUUUUAGA
Hyaena hyaena (striped hyena) is the source of this 4345-nucleotide messenger RNA. It is a transcript of the gene CAND2, whose product is annotated as cullin associated and neddylation dissociated 2 (putative). The record is from RefSeq and is a predicted model, not a curated record. The coding region runs from base 77 to 3787 and encodes 1236 amino acids. Gene Ontology annotation, biological process: protein ubiquitination; SCF complex assembly. Gene Ontology annotation, cellular component: nucleus. The transcript has 15 exons. Lineage: Eukaryota; Metazoa; Chordata; Mammalia; Carnivora; Hyaenidae.